AUGGAAUCCUCCGCAGAGCCUGGGGUGCCUUUGCCCAAAUACUGCAGCGUGGCCACAACCCUGGAGACUCCUGCCUGGACCAGCACUGCUCUUCCCUGGGACCUCUCCUUCACCUGCCCCUUUGCUCUCCAAGCACCCUGGCUCACCUGGCACAACCCCCUCACCAGCUGUGCAUCUUAUCACCCAUGUCUCCAUAUUGCUGACCCAGCAUGGCAGGGGCCUGGCUGGCUGGGAAGAGUUGGAGACGCUGCUGACACAUGGGUCCUGGCAAGAAGGGAACCAGAUGGCUAUUAUUACUGGGGUCAGAUAAAGGCUGCUCCAGAGCUGGAGAGGCUGGGGGCCCUGCUUGUGGAAUUUGAGACCCCCCUUGUCACAGGCUCAAAGCUGCCAGCCCAGCGGCAGAGCGUGAUCUUAGGGGAAGAUGUCAUUCAGUUCUCACCAUCCACAAAAUACUCACUGCAACCUGGGGACAAGGUGCUGGCACCCUGGGAGCCAGACCGACGGCGGUAUGGCCCUGCCACUGUAUUGGGCUUGGAGGCGAGAGACCCCCAGAGAGCAUGGAAAGAAGAAGAAAUUACUGUUCACUUCUGGAAUGGCAAGAUAGCUACAGUGCCUCUAGGUGGGGUCAGGUGGGUGCCCCCGGCUGUCUGGAAGAAGGCUGUGGAGAGGCUACACAAGCCUUUCACCAGGGAGCACCCCAGUCCCCUCCUCUGGGCCCCUUGCUGCUCUCUGCUGGGGCCGAUCACUGGAUGUGUCACCAAUGGUCUUCCACUGGGCACCCCGUUCCUGUGCCCUCCCUGCCACCCCAAUGCCUGCUGCCAGCUGCUGUACCAGGGCUGCCUCUGCUGCUGCCCCUCGGCUGGAUCCAGCUGGUGGCCUCUAACCAGAACCUCUGGGGUCACAGCCAGAGAACAUCCAGAGGCGGAGCUGAAGCCCACAGCACAGCUCUUACCCCUGGAGGGUCCUAAAGAGGAGGGAGUCACUGUACAAGCUCCCAUGGCUGUUUCUUCCUCCUCCUCCAACUCUUCUGAAGAGGAUUUGGAGAAUGAUCUGGAGAUGGGCUUCCCUCAGAGGCUGAUGGUGGACAGCACAGUCAACACAGACCCCAUCCUUCUUGAGAAGUCUCCGAGGAGGCAAGGUGACCUCCAUCAGCCUGAGUGGAGGCACUGGAGGAGAAACGGGCCUGAGCCGCAUCCUGGGAAGCCAGGAACAAGAUGUUCCAACAUCUGGAAAGAAGAGAAAGGCAACAAACAACAGAGAGACCAAACCGUAGCAGUGGGGAGUACCAAGGAACUGGUCCUGGAAGCAACCAACGUGACGCCACCCCAGGGCCUGCCAGAGGAAGCGGAACACAGGAAACUGAGUCAGGGUACCAAGACACGUCAGGGGGACCGGAAUUCCUCUUAGGCUAACAGCCCAGAGGACCUAGGUAAAGCACCAUGGCUGAGAAGGGGCUUCCUAAAGGCGCAUUCCAUGGUUCUUUGAACUUCUGGGAUCACGCUCCUUUGAAAAUAAAACCCAUGGCUCCUCUUCCCAGAAAAAUGCACAUAGCCACAAUUUUGCAUAUCAUUUCAGAAGGCUUACAGAAUGCAUAAAGGUCACCAUUGGCUUCUUGGGGGGCGGGGGUAAAGAUCCCUGUUUAAAUGACCCUCUACCCUGUGGUGAUGGGAAUGAGUCUGGUUUACAUGCCCUAUGUCCAUGGGAGUCUGUUCCUCACUAGGAAUGCUAUCAUUGCUCCACCAAAAACUGUCCUUUUUAAAAUACUGGCAUUCUUCCUGAGGAAAGACCUGUUAUGUUCCAAAUGAGAUUUCCAGGCAACUGAACAGAGAGAUGCAACAAUACUGUUGGUGGCAUAGCUCAGAGGAGUUUAGGACACAUCAACGUGUUUUUGGAAUCAGUGACUUUUGAUCCUUACAAGUACAGUCAGCAUAAGACUCUCAGGAUUUUUUUCUCUUAUAGGAAGUUAAAGAGUAGUGAUGGCAGAUACCUGAGGAAGAGUUACAAAGUGGCUGACAAAGCCUUCUUCAGUGGAAGGAGGUACAGUGCAGGCCACAGAUGACAGCCAAAUAAGCAGCAGCAUCUUCACCACAAUAAGACUUCCCUGCAGAUGGGUGGCAGGAAAGCAUUUGUCAGAAGGGGCAAAGGAGUGUGGUGGGCCUGGCCGGGGCUCCCUGCCAAGGGCCUGGUAAGA
Molecule: messenger RNA, 2191 nt
Organism: Pteropus alecto (black flying fox)
Lineage: Eukaryota; Metazoa; Chordata; Mammalia; Chiroptera; Pteropodidae
Gene: CUNH11orf16
Product: chromosome unknown C11orf16 homolog
Exons: 5
Coding region: 1-1407 (468 amino acids)
Source: RefSeq, a predicted model, not a curated record